AUGUAUCACGCAACCGUGAUGCAACGGCCCCAGGAGGACGAGGAGGACGGGGUGAAGCGUGAGAUGAUGAAUGGAGAAAGUAGCUCGAGCACUCGACCAUACAUCGCUCGGUCUCCCACAACGCAAACAGACUUUCGUCCGCCUUAUUCACCCACCACAACCAACGGUGCAUCGCGCGCUCAAUUCAACAAUCCAUAUCUCCCACCAACACCAGCGCCGCUGCAUAUGCCAGUUCCUGGUCCAACUUCGCCCAUGACCAUAGCUGCUCCGGCAUCUGGGAAUUAUCACAGCGACUAUCACUCCGCUUCGCGCGAGAAGCCUGUCAGCAACUAUUACGAUCCAACGUCCGACUCAAGUGAGAGGCGGCCAUCAGAGGUUGCCGCGCGAGUUGAACCUCAGAUUCAAACUCCUCAGAGUCGAGAGCCUUACACAUACCCGCAAGCAUCCUCCGAGCCACCGAAAUACUACAACGGAACAUAUACCUCUCCAGUGGCCACGACUUUUCAGCCGCGGUCCCCAAUAUCACAUUCUCAUCCACACGCUCGACCCAUAACACAUUCGCCGGGGAUGGCCCCAACAUCGCCUGUUAUGCGACACAAUGGGGCUGGAGUUGGCGGACCAAGUAUAAAGCAGGAGGCGCCAGUGGCCGCGAGUACUCCUACACGACCUGCUGAUCCGAUGGCAUUUUCCAGUAUCCUCUCCAAUGCGGAGCCAGCACCACAACCUACACCUUCUGCUGCUAUAUCGAAACCUCGCAAAGCCGCGAAGCAAUCUCCACCACAACCUCCUGAGCACGAACCAAUCUCGAGAGAUAGCUCUCUCGAACCAUCUCUUGCACCCGCCCCAACCCCCGUGUCGCGAGUACCUGCGAAAAGAAAAGCCAAUGGCGAGGCAAAGAAGCCCUCCCCGAGGCCCAAGCAGCUACAAAAGGAACAGGAGAAGGAAAUCUUGGCUGCCAUGGCAAGGAUAGAGAAGGCCGACGCCGAGGCUGGACAACCCGACCUGACUGGUUUUGAAGAAGACAAGAUGCACUUCAAUGUAAGAAGUACGAAGCGAAAGCUGGACGCCGAGAAAGCUGAGGCUGCUAAAACAAAGCACCGCCGGACUGCUUAUACCGAAAGAAUGGCUUCGAAGCUUGGUAGACACGCCUUACUUGGUGAGCAAAGAUAUCGAGAUAUCCACGCCGAUGAGGCAAUCACUGCGGUUCAGGAGAAAGAAGUGCAGGCCGAGAAGGAGCCCACCAACCUCGAACAGAAGGAAGCAGCUCUGUCCAAAGCGCAGGAGGCAGAAGAUGAGCACGAGAGGCAAAAGUUUAUCAAGGAAGCACAACGAGCCGAGAAGAAGGCACAACAAACCAAGAUGAUCCUCGCUCGAGGUGAUAAGGGCCCAGAAAUCAAAGCUGUAUCUCCUUUGGAACCCAAUUUGUCCGGCGGUAUGAUGUCGACUUUCACAGCCGUGGACCCCGAUCCGCCAAAACUGAAAUCAAAACGCGGGGGCGCACGACUCAGAAAGUCCAAGGAACAGAAGCAGGCCGAGAAAGACUCGGCUGAGGCUGCACAAGCUGCGAUCGAUGCUGGGGAGGAGCCACCACCACCGCCGCCUUCAAAGGAAGACACUCCAAAGUUGCGACUGAAACAUAAGGAAUCCAAAGACCCUCGUGAAGAAGCUCCGGCUGCAUUCGAACCUUUCGUCUCCAAGGGUUACAAUCAAAUAUAUGAUCAAAUAUGGAGAGAUCUUGCGCGAAAAGAGGUCACGAGAGUCUACAAACUUGGCAUAGAAUCCAAUGCGACAAGAGCGUCCAACCUAAAGAAGACGGCUAUCCUCGCAUCGAAAGAGGCCAAAAGGUGGCAGCUUCGAACCAACAAAGGCACCAAGGAUCUCCAAGCCCGAGCCAAACGAGUAAUGAGGGAGAUGAUGUCUUUCUGGAAGCGAAACGAACGUGAGGAGCGUGACACACGAAGAGCUGCUGAGAAACAGGAGAUUGAGAAUGCAAAGAAGGCCGAGAAUGACCGAGAAGCGAACAGACAGAAGAGGAAGCUAAACUUCUUGAUUUCACAAACUGAACUUUACUCGCAUUUCAUUGGCAAGAAGAUCAAAACUGAUGAGGUGGAGCGAUCCACAGACCAUCCUGAUGUUGCUGUCGCUGAUAACAAAAAUUCCACGCACCCUGACCAUGCGGUCGACCUUCCCGAGCAUGGUGCAGCUGUUGCUAAAGUAACUAAUUUCGAGGACCUCGAUUUCGAUGCCGAGGACGAUUCGGUACUGAAGGCAGCGGCAAUGGCAAACGCUCAAAGUGCUAUUCAAGAGGCCCAAAAUAAAGCUAGGGCUUUCAACAACGAAGCACCCGCCAUGGACGAAGAGGGUGAGAUGAACUUCCAGAACCCCGCAGGUAUGGGCGAUGUUGCUAUUGAGCAACCAAAGCUACUUCAAGCCCAGCUCAAAGAGUAUCAGCUUAAGGGUCUCAACUGGCUGGUUAAUCUAUACGAACAAGGUAUCAAUGGCAUUCUAGCAGAUGAGAUGGGUUUGGGCAAAACUGUACAGUCCAUCUCGGUUAUGGCCUAUCUCGUGGAAAAAUAUGGUAUCUGGGGCCCUUUCCUUGUCGUUGCACCCGCAUCAACACUUCACAAUUGGCAGCAAGAAAUCACCAAAUUUGUUCCUAAACUCAAGGUUUUGCCUUACUGGGGUACAGCCGCGGAUCGCAAGGUGCUUCGAAAAUUUUGGGACCGCAAACACAUCACGUACACAGAAGAUGCUCCCUUCCACGUAUUGAUCACCUCGUAUCAACUAGUGGUCUCCGAUGUCAACUACUUUCAGAAGAUGAGAUGGCAGUAUAUGAUUCUCGACGAGGCCCAAGCUAUCAAAAGCUCCGCGAGUUCCAGAUGGAAGAGUUUGCUUGGGUUCCAUUGCCGCAACCGAUUAUUGCUCACCGGUACUCCAAUUCAGAAUAACAUGCACGAGCUGUGGGCUCUUUUGCAUUUCAUCAUGCCCAGUCUCUUUGAUUCUCACGAUGAAUUCAGCGAGUGGUUUUCAAAAGACAUUGAGAGUCACGCUCAAAGCAACACCAAACUCAACGAAGACCAGUUAAAGCGUUUACACAUGAUUUUAAAGCCUUUCAUGCUCCGCCGUGUGAAGAAACAUGUUCAAAAAGAGCUGGGCGAUAAGAUUGAGAUCGAUCUCUUCUGCGAUUUGACCUACCGUCAACGAGCUUACUAUGGAAACCUGAGGAACCAAAUCAGCAUAAUGGACCUGAUUGAGAAAGCAACGAUUGGUGACGACAAUGAUUCUGGAACAUUGAUGAACUUGGUCAUGCAAUUCCGGAAAGUUUGUAACCACCCUGAUCUUUUCGAACGUGCUGAAACAACGUCGCCAUUUUCUUUUGGACAUUUUGCCGAAACUGCAUCAUUCAUGCACGAGAGAAACCAUCCGAUUCUGAAUGUGAGGUAUUCGUCUCGAAACAUGAUUGAGUAUAAUCUUCCUCGGUUGAUCUGGAGGGAGGGAGGACGACUAGAUUUGCCUGGGAAUGACAACCAGAGCCGAGGUUUCCGUGACAAAUAUCUGAACCAGUUGAUGAAUAUCUGGAAGCCUGAGAAUAUUCAUGAAAAUUCGGCGAACAAUAAAGCCUUUUCAUGGUUAAGGUUUUGUGACACCUCCGUCAGCGAGUUAUCGACUGUUGCUUCCCAGAAAAGCAUUUUUACUCGUGCAACAGAUUUAGCUCGGAAGCCUCGAAAACUGGGCGCUCUGAGCAUUGUCUAUGAUGAAGAUGAUGACAAGUCCUUCACACCUGCGCAAGCAAUGUUACAAAUUGUGGACCGUAAAGACCGUAAGGCUCUGGCCGAGGUGACAAAUGAGGGUUAUUUGAACAAGCUGUUCAACGUCUCCAAGGAUGUAUGGGCGGAGUCGGGCAUGGGUCGGCUUGACCAAUGUGGGCGACCAGCGGCGACAGCUCCCCCGAUUGAGGUUGUGUGCUCACAUCCGGGUACUGCUGCAGAGAAAGAAAACAUCAUGUUUAGUGUUUCGAUGCGCAGAGCGCUUUAUGGGCCAUCACCCGUGGAAGAAAAAGCUUUGAUCACAUCGAAGGUCGCUCCAAGCUUCUACCCGCCAGCGAAAAUGCUACCCGCACCUACGUCUGAGAAGCAACGUUUCACUAAUAUUGCCGUCCCAUCAAUGCGGCGCUUUGUGACCGACUCUGGUAAACUUGCCGAGCUUGACAAGCUGCUCUUCAAGCUUAAGGAGGAAGGACACCGAGUAUUGCUUUACUUCCAGAUGACACGUAUGAUUGAUCUAAUGGAGGAGUAUCUGACAUAUCGAAACUACAAGUACUUGCGCCUCGAUGGAUCAACGAAAUUGGAAGAUCGUAGGGAUACCGUUCAUGACUUCCAGACUCGACCCGAAAUAUUCAUCUUCUUGCUCAGUACUCGUGCUGGUGGUCUUGGCAUCAAUCUCACUAGUGCAGAUACUGUCAUUUUCUAUGAUUCUGAUUGGAAUCCAACUAUUGAUUCACAGGCAAUGGACAGAGCUCAUCGUCUCGGGCAAACGCGUCAAGUCACCGUCUACCGUAUGAUCACUCGGGGGACGAUUGAAGAACGAAUCAGAAAGCGGGCUCUCCAGAAGGAAGAGGUCCAAAAGGUCGUAAUGACUGGUGGCAGUGGUGGAGGUGUCGAUUUCAAUACAAGAAGCAAAGAGAAUCGCACAAGAGAUGUCGCUAUGUGGCUUGCGGACGACGAACAAGCUGCCGAGAUAGAACGCAAGGAGGCAGAACUGGCUGCCCAAGAAGCCAAAGAGCCUUCUACCACCAAGAAAGGGAAAGCCAAGAAGAGCAAAAAGGAGACUGGUGGUGGAAGCUUGGAGGAUCUGUACCAUGAGGGUGAAGGCCACUUUGAUGAUGGUAGUAGCAACAGACCUUCGGGAGCCGCCACACCCAUUGCGGCUGCCGGCGAAGCACUCCCUGGAGCGAAAGGAAAGAAGCCUCGAAAAGGCGGCAAAAAAGCAAAAACAGCUAAGCAGAGACUCGCGAUGGCUGAUGGAGAUGUUGAUAUGGGUUAA
Messenger RNA from Glarea lozoyensis ATCC 20868, 5043 nucleotides. RefSeq names its product P-loop containing nucleoside triphosphate hydrolase. The transcript has 5 exons. Gene Ontology annotation, cellular component: nucleus; Ino80 complex. The coding region runs from base 1 to 5043 and encodes 1680 amino acids. Gene Ontology annotation, molecular function: ATP binding; DNA binding; ATP-dependent chromatin remodeler activity. NCBI's taxonomy places the organism in Eukaryota, Fungi, Ascomycota, Leotiomycetes, Helotiales, Helotiaceae. Gene Ontology annotation, biological process: DNA-templated transcription; chromatin remodeling; DNA repair. The record is from RefSeq and is a predicted model, not a curated record.